AUGAGUUGCAGAGACUGUUGUGGGUGCCCAAAAUUUAUUAAAAGUUGCUCGAUUCGAAACGAAUCUAAUGGUGAUGUUCACGUUUAUGUGAGUUACAAAAAGCUUGGCUCUGAUUUAGGCGACAGUGAGGGUCACCAAUAUGAUGUGGCCAUACCUCAGGGUGAAACUCAUCGAGUAGAACAUAGAAUUGUCAAACACGAUCUAGCUGAUUAUAACUCACAAAUUAAUAAGAUUGACGUCACUUUGGUUAAUGGGAACCAGUUGCAUGUAGAAGAACCAUUUGAUGGUGUUCGUGAAAUUCAAAACGACUGGCUCUUUGUUAUCAAUGAUCAAAGUAUCAAAUCGCUUCCAGCCGAGAACUAA
Molecule: messenger RNA, 363 nt
Organism: Rotaria socialis
Lineage: Eukaryota; Metazoa; Rotifera; Eurotatoria; Philodinida; Philodinidae
Source: the annotation of a GenBank genome assembly